Messenger RNA from Plasmodium reichenowi, 2772 nucleotides. Its product is annotated as formin 2, putative. The coding region runs from base 1 to 2772 and encodes 923 amino acids. Gene Ontology annotation, biological process: endosomal transport; endocytosis. Gene Ontology annotation, cellular component: plasma membrane; cytoplasm. Gene Ontology annotation, molecular function: protein binding; calcium ion binding. Lineage: Eukaryota; Apicomplexa; Aconoidasida; Haemosporida; Plasmodiidae. The record is from RefSeq and is a predicted model, not a curated record. The transcript is spliced from 7 exons.
AUGGGAACAAUGAAUAAAGCUUUUAAGGAUAUGAACAAUAUGUAUAUGAAUAACCCAUCUAUGAAUAUGGUUAAUAAUAAUAUAUGGUCAUCCGAAAGGAUCGUAUUACCGUCAGAGGAAUAUUUAUAUUAUAUAAACUUAUUUAAUUUGAAUGAUAAAUUUGAUAAUCAAUACAUAGAUAAUAAGACGGCCUCUUCCUUUCUUCAGAAUUCGGGUCUGUCAAUAUCUGUGUUACAUACUAUAUGGGAAUAUAGUGAUGUUGAGAAUAAGGGAUAUUUAACAUUAGAAGAUUUUUUUAUUUGUUGUCGUCUUGUUGCUCAUGCUCAGAAUGGUAACGUCAUAAGUACAGAAAUGAUUUCCAUACAACCGCCUUGUUUACCCAGCUUCGACAUUGUUAGACAUAAAUCCUUUUCAGACAUAUCCAAUAUGGAGGGAAGCUUAAAAUGGAAAUUGAGUUCAAGAGAAAAAGAAAAUUACGAAAGAAUAUUUAAAUCAUUAGAUAUAAAAAAUGAAGAAAAAAUAGAAGGAUCAAUUCUUCGUGAGUAUUAUAUGAAUACAACAAAUAUUUCUGUAUGUGAGUUAAUGCAGAUAUGGAAUGUAUCCGAUAUAGAUAAUGAUGGAUUUUUAAAUUUAGAUGAAUUUUUUAUUAUGAAUAAAAUUGUAGAAGUAAGAAAGGAGAGGAUAAUUAAUAUCCCUCUUUCUGUACCAGUGGAGUUGUUACAAUCUGUUCAAAAUAAGGAAAGCACAUUCCCUUCGGAAGACGAUGUAACUUUUCGACAGAACGCAGAUGAAGAGGGAACAAAAAAAAGAGAAAGCAUAAAAAUGUCUCUUGGAGAUAUUUUAAAAUCAGAUAUAUCAAGAAAGAAAGAGCAUCUAGGAGAAGAAGAAGAAGAAGAGAAUGAAAAGUUAAAUAUGGAAUAUGAUUUUUUUGAAUUUAACAAAGAUGUCUCAGUAAAAAGUAAGACACCUUUUAUGAAAGGUAAAAAGGAAAGCAUUCAUUUUGGAGACGACGAAGGAAAUGAUAAUGAUAAUAAAAAUGGUGAUAAUAAAAAUGAUCAUAAUGAUGAAGAGGAUGAUGAUGAUAAUUUUCAUAAUAACGAUAAACAAUUUUUUUCUACCAACUUUGAAGCGUUUGACCAAAUGAACAAUGAUGAUAUAAAUAAUGUGAACGAUCUUGUUUUUAAUGAUGGAUACGAUAAUUUUGAUCAAGGACAUGUUGUGCAUAAGGAUUUAAAUUCAACAAAUGAAAAGAAAAAAAAGAAAAUGAAAAAAAAUAAAAAAAGUUAUACAAACAUUGAACUAAAUCAUAAGGAUAAAGAUAAGGAUAAGGAUAAAGAUAAAGAUAAGGAUAAAGAUAAAGAUAAAGAUAAAGAUAAGGACGAUGAUGAACAGAGUGAAGAUAAUAAUUAUGAUGAAUGUGAAGCGUCACCAUAUUCUGAAGGGGGAAAAAAAAGAAAUAGUAAGUAUUCCAUUUUUAAAGAAAAGGGAGAUAAAAAUAAAAAGAAGAUGCACGGUAAAGAUCAUCAUGAUGAUAAUCAUACAUAUGAUGAUGAUAAUGAUAUGUUGGAUGAAGAUUUCCAUUUGAACGAUAAGAAAGAGAAAAAAGAAAAAUUAAAAAAGAAAGAAAAGGAUGGAGAGAAAAAGAAAAAAAAAAAGAAAUAUUCUGAAGAAGAAAAAUAUUUUACAAGACUUAUAGAUUUUAAUUAUACAGAUUUAAAAAAUUAUCAUAUUGAAAGUAAGGAUGUAUAUAAAAUUGAAGAGAUAAAUAGAAAACUUGAAGAAGAAAUAAAAAAAAAAAAAAUUGAUAUAGAAAAAAAAAAAAAACAAGUAAAUUGUCUUGCAUAUGUUUAUGAAGUUGAAUUAAAAAAAUAUCAAUGUUUAAAAGAAGAAAGACGUAACUUAGAAUUUUUAAAUUUAUGUUUAUAUAAAGAUAUAAAAUAUAAAAAAGAAAAUAUUAAAGUUAUUAAGAAUGAAAUAAAAGAAAUUAUAGAUGAUAUAAAUAAAAUAAAUAUUGAAAAUAUAAGUUUAAAUAAAAAUUAUAAUAAAAAAGAAAAUGAAAUAAAAUGUACAGAUAAUAAAAGGAAACAAUUAAAAACAAUGAUAGAUAAAGAAAAAUAUUAUUUAAAAAAAGAUGAAAAAAAUCUUAUCAUUUUGAAAAAUAUGAUAGAUUAUUUAAAAAAACAAAAACAAAGAGCUCUCAAAUUACAAGAUAAUUUAAAAAAUAGAUAUGAUGUAACGAAUUCAGAUCAUCAAAUGCUAAUUAAAAAUAUUCUACAUCAACAAAAUUAUUUAAAUAAUAUUACAAAUAAACGUCUAAAUGUACAAAAAUUAAAAAACCAACAUAUUCUUCUUUUCAAUUCAUUAUCAAAUCAAUCUUUAUUACUAGAUAUGCAAAACACGGAUAAAAAAUUCUUACAAAAUAAUCAUAGAAACAUAUUACAAAAUAAUGAUAAACAAGUUAUACAAAACAAUGAUAUCUUACUAAAUAACUUGCCUAUCGACAAUUAUGUUUUGUGUAACGCACCCUCCAAUCACCAUAAAAAAUAUUACACCGACAAAAAGGGCAUACCAAAUAAUCACAAUGAUGAUAUAAAGCAUUCCAAAAAAAACUUUGAACUUUUUGAGCAUAUCAAAAAUGGUGAUAGCGUAGAUAUUUUUUCAAGCCUUGACGAUCUUGAAUCGGUAAAAGAUGAGAUUGAAAAUGAAAUGAAACACCUUGAGAAUUAUGCAUCAAAGGAUAAUAGUUUGAAGAGUGUUGAUAAUAGUAGCUGA